Molecule: messenger RNA, 1311 nt
Organism: Malassezia japonica
Lineage: Eukaryota; Fungi; Basidiomycota; Malasseziomycetes; Malasseziales; Malasseziaceae
Gene: REI1
Product: pre-60S factor rei1
Exons: 1
Coding region: 1-1311 (436 amino acids)
Biological process (GO): ribosomal large subunit biogenesis
Cellular component (GO): preribosome, large subunit precursor
Molecular function (GO): zinc ion binding; nucleic acid binding
Source: RefSeq, a predicted model, not a curated record
AUGAGUGGGGGCGUGGGCGGCACGAUGCAGGGAGACGAGCACGUCUUUACCUGUGUGACAUGCAGUGUUGCAUUCUAUAGCCCGGCGGAUCAGCGCGAGCAUUUUCGCUCGGAUUUGCACCGCUAUAAUAUGAAGCGCCGUGUGGCGAAUCUCGCGCCGGUCUCGGCCACCGUCUUUAACGAAAAGGUGCAGGAGCGCCGCACCGCGCUCGAGAACGUUGCCAAGGAGCCCGAGGCGACGGGGCGGUGUGCGGUGUGCAGCAAGUCGUUUGCGUCGCAGAACGCGUACCGCGAUCACCUGCAGUCCAAACGCCACAAGGAGAACGAACGCAGGGGACCGAAGCAGCCGAGCACGUCCAAGGCACAGACCAUGGAUGUGUCGGACUUGCGCGAGGCGCUCGAAGAAGACGAGGAGGACCUCGAGGGUCUCGAUGAAGAGGCGCGCAUGGAGCGCAUCAUCGAAAAGAAGCUCGCACGCGCCCGCCGCAUCGAUCCCGCGGCGGAGUGCAUGUUCUGCUCGCAGCCCCAAACGUCGCUCGAUGCGUCGGUGGAGCACAUGCAGGGUGCGCACGGCUUCUUUGUGCCGGAGCGCAAGUACCUCGUCGACCUCGACGGCUUCCUGCGCUACCUCGCCGACAAGGUGGCGGUGGGCAACACAUGCCUGUGGUGCUCCAAGACCUUCCACGAGCUGGGCGCCGUGCAAAAGCACAUGACGGACAAGUCGCACUGCAAGGUCGCGUACGACUCGCAGGAGCAGCAGCUCGAGUACGCCGACUUUUACGAUUUCCGCAGCAGUUAUCCGGACUACCAGCAGAAGCAAGAGGCUGCGGAUGGCUGGGAGGAUGUUGACGAGGACGGGGACGAGGACGAGGACGAGGACGAGGACGACGAGGCGGUGUGGGAUGACGGAGACAGCGACGAGGAGGACGUGCCGGAGAAUGCGAUCCGGUACGGCGACUCGGAGCUCGAGCUGGUCCUCCCGUCCGGCGCGCGCCUCGGCCACCGUUCGCUCCAGCGCUACUACCGCCAGUCGUUCUGGCAGACGCCGGCGGCACAGUCGCAGAGCGCGACGGCCUCGAACGGCCGCGCGCUUGCACACCGCCUCGCGGGCACGGACCGUAUCGUGCCGGGCGACUUGGUGGUCGGAAACCGCCACGGCCAGGAAGUCGUCGCGCGCAACCGCGGCGAGGCGAAGGAGGCGACGCGCCACCUGCGUGAGUUCCGCGACAUGAAGCGCCGUGAGCAGUUCAAGACCAAGGUCGGUUUCCGGCACAACAACCAAAAGCACUUCCGCGACCCUCUGCUGCAAUAG